This is a messenger RNA of Leopardus geoffroyi (Geoffroy's cat), 767 nucleotides long. RefSeq names its product coiled-coil domain containing 43 (gene CCDC43). NCBI's taxonomy places the organism in Eukaryota, Metazoa, Chordata, Mammalia, Carnivora, Felidae. The record is from RefSeq and is a predicted model, not a curated record. The transcript is spliced from 5 exons. The coding region runs from base 1 to 675 and encodes 224 amino acids.
AUGGCGGCGCCCAGCGAAGUGGCCGCGGCUGCCUCCGGCGAGAAUGAUGGCGGGGGCAGCGGCUUUGGGUCGUGGCUGGACGGACGGUUGGAGGCGCUGGGAGUGGACCGAGCCGUUUACGGCGCCUACAUCCUGGGUGUCCUGCAGGAGGAGGAGGAAGAGGAGAGGCUGGAUGCUCUGCAGGGGAUCCUCUCUGCUUUCUUGGAGGAAGAUUCUCUUCUUCACAUCUGCAAGGAGAUUGUGGAACGAUGGUCGGAAAGUCAGAAUGUUGUCACCAAAGUGAAAAGAGAAGAUGAGGUACAGGCCAUUGCCACCCUAAUUGAGAAGCAGGCACAGAUUGUGGUGAAGCCCAGGAUGGUGUCAGAAGAAGAGAAACAGAGAAAAGCUGCCCUCCUGGCCCAGUAUGCUGAUGUGACAGAUGAAGAAGACGAAGCAGAUGAGAAGGAUGAUUCAGGCGCCACCACAAUGAACAUUGGUUCUGAUAAAUCUCUGUUCCGAAACACCAAUGUGGAAGAUGUCCUCAAUGCCCGAAAACUGGAACGAGACUCACUUCGGGAUGAGUCCCAAAGGAAGAAGGAACAGGACAAGCUGCAGAGGGAGAGGGACAAACUAGCCAAGCAGGAACGCAAGGAAAAGGAAAAGAAAAGGACACAAAGAGGGGAGCGGAAGCGAUAACCUUGGUCCACUCUGUUCUUUCUCCUCAUGGACUUGAUCAAAGGGAGAGCUGAUUGUGCACAUGUGUAUUUAAGAGAAAUGAGAGAACAUUG